Messenger RNA from Hyla sarda, 4939 nucleotides. Its product is annotated as RNA-binding protein 6-like. Gene Ontology annotation, molecular function: RNA binding. Bases 195 to 4343 code for a protein of 1382 amino acids. Gene Ontology annotation, cellular component: nucleus. Lineage: Eukaryota; Metazoa; Chordata; Amphibia; Anura; Hylidae. The record is from RefSeq and is a predicted model, not a curated record. Gene Ontology annotation, biological process: mRNA splicing, via spliceosome. The transcript has 21 exons.
AUUUCCGCUUUGGCGCAGAAGUCGCUUUCGUCGUUCUGUGAGAGGAAGAGACGGAGAAGAUCCAUAGUUGAGGCGCCUUGACGCGUAACUGAGCCUGAGCAGGCGGUGGGGCAACUUGUGUGUUGCCGGGAGUCCGCUGGGACUUGUAGUGUUACAGAUUUAUCGUAAGGUGGUGUGAACUUCAGAUCAGAAAAAUGUGGGACGGCCCCCGACAACCAGUUCCUGGAUUUCGGGCUGGCCCUGGAGAAUCAUUUCCACCUAGAAUUCCACCAGGUGCCCAUCCAAGAAUGCGAGGACGACCUCCUUUCCCCUUCCGGGAUGGACCCAGGGUUUCUAAUCCUCGUUUUGGUGGCCCUGGAGUUCCUCCCUUUAUGCACAGGGACAGGGACAUGGCCAUGGAUGGAAGUUGGGAAGAGGGCAGAAUGCUACCUGAGGAACAGCUGCAACUGUCCAGAAGGGCAAGGCUUAACAUGAACUACAAUGCAAUGACUUUCAGAGAAGGGGAGGGGACAAACAUAAACUAUGGGGAGAUGGGUGGCCAAGAAAGUGAGUUUAGGGCUCGCUUAGCCCCAGAUAUGGACUACAGAGAGAGAAAAGCAACCAUCUUGGAUCAGAGAGGGAUACCUGAUGUGGAUUAUAGGCAUGAAGAAGGACCAGCCAUUGCCUACAGAGAGAGACUUCCACCCCCUCCUAUCUUUAGGGAAAGGGAAGGCUUUGAAUACAGGAGGCGCUUGCUUGCAGAGAUGGAGCUCAGAGAAAGGGAGGCAUUGGAACAGCAGAGGCAAAGAAUAAGCACAGCAAUGAAUUAUGCCGAGAAGGAAAUGGAAGAAAUGGAGUACAAGCGUCGCCUAAAUGCUUUGCAAGAAAUAGUCCUGAGACAGCGUGAAUCUUCUGAGUUAAUGUGCAGGGACAGGCAGUCAACAGACAUGUUACUCAGAGAGAGGGAGAAGAUGCUAAGAGAGAAAUCUGCAUUAGAUUACAGGGAGAGAGGCAUUCCUGCACAUUUUCGAGAGUCUGCAGACCUAGACUUAAGGUUCAGAAACAUGGACCAAGAAAGAGGACUGGAGUACAGAGAGAGAAUAGUCAUCGACUACUCACAUAAUGAGAACACAGGGCAGAAGUGCAUGGAGAAAAAGGUCCAAGGCACAGAGUACAUGCUGGGAGAUUAUAAUAGUAGUGUGAGUUUACAGAGUGAUCCGAACCUGGAGACAGACAGCAUAACGUGCAGGGACCUGGAGUCUUCUGGGGAGUCGGAUGCCGCCUAUAAAAAGAGAAAGGUAGAACUUACAGGGACAAAUAGUGACACAGACUAUCGGGCAAAAGAGAGUGCAGACUCUGACUACCGGGGAAAAGAGACAUCAGAUUCAGACUACAGAGGCAGGGAUAACACAAAUUCAGAUUACAGAGACAUGGAGGUUGUUGAAUCGUACUAUCAGGACAAAGAGAGUGCAGAUUCGGACUACCGGGAAAGAAAGAGUGCUGAUGCAGAUUAUCGGAACAGUUCAGAAAACACAUUUAAAAAGACUGCAGACACAGUGGACAACCCUUCCAAGCCUUUGAAAAAUCAAAAAGAGCUCAAGAGCGUAAUGGAAGCUCCUGAUUUAGUGUCAAAAUCUCUCUCCAGAAUGGAUCAAAGGAUCCCCUUCUUGUCUUAUGAUAAACUACAGGUUUCAUCUCUGUCCAAUAUAAAUGAGACUCUUUGUCAGAAGGGGGUGCUGACAGCAGCUAAGGGAGGAGCACCAAGUAAGUCAAACAAAUGCACCUACCCUGGGAAACUAGAUGUAGACUUCAGAGAUCUUCCCAAGCAAAAUCUUAACCAAGAAACCAAAGAAGCAGGUAACAAAGUCAUGGGGUACUCAUCAGUCAGCAAGGAGCUUUGUCAAAGUGAUCAAGACAUGCGCAACAAGGAUAACUUCAGUAAGAAUUCCACUCAGGCGGGUGGUGAUCAAGACUUGCGCAACAAGGAUAACUUCAGUAAGGGUUCCACUCAGGCGGGUGGUGACCAAGACAUGCGCAACAAGGAUAACUUCAGUAAGGGUUCCACUCAGGCGGGUGGUGACCAAGACAUGCGCAACAAGGAUAACUUCAGUAAGGGUUCCACUCAGGUGGGUGGUGACCAAGACAUGCGCAACAAGGAUAACUUCAGUAAGGAUUCCACUCAGGCGGGUGGUGAUGAAGACUUCCGAAUGGAUAAGUACAUGCAGAAGAAGGAUGAGGAUUUUCGAGCUGGGAAAGACCAGACCUCUGUGGACUCCCUUAACCAGAACUCUGUGCUAUUAGACUUCAUAAGACUGGCAGCUAAGGAGUUAAAACAGCAGCAAGAGAAAGGAGAUGUCAAGAAGGAGACCGCAGGACAAACAGUCAUUCGUGCACCAGAGAAACAAUCAAUGGCCAAAAUGUCUAACCCGACUACAAGCACCCUUAAGUCAAGAGGAGAACAUACCCACAGUGUUGAAUUUCUGGGUCGACAGGACACAGACUACAGGAACAAGGAUUACAAUGAUGUUGAUUUAAGAGUUGGUUGUGCCUCGAAAAAGAAAUCUCAUGGAGAACUUCAGCCUGGGAGUAAGGAUAAAGACUAUAGAAGGAGUGCUAUCCCUGAUGGUGCCACCAGAAUUAUAUGGCUGGAUGGUCUUCCAACUGGAGGAUCUAGAGAAGAGAUCCUCUCUGCACUUGCCGGUGCAAGCCCCCUGUCUGAGCAAGGACCGAACCUCAUAGGAUACAUUCCAGGUUACAGCUUCGGCUCUGUCUGCGUGGAGUUUUCCCUCGUGGAAGAGGCCGUCGGAUGCAUGGAAGCCAACAAGGGCAUCAUACAUUUCAAAGGUAAGAAGGUCAAUCUGAAGUAUAUUCCCAAUUCAAACCGGUGGAAUUGUCAGCAGUGUAAGGUGGUGAACGUGUUAUCUAAGGAGAGGUGCUGGCAGUGCAGUGCGCUUAGGGCAGGAUCUGACCACCUGCUUCUCCGAGAUACUCUUAAAGAUGCCAAGGCGACACCCUUUCCUACUUCACGACGUGCCAGGAAACGUAAGGCCAAACAAAGUUCCACUACCCUCAGUCCUGACAGAAAGAAAAGGAACCCCCUGCCUAAAACCAACAAAGGAGGAAAGUCUGCAGAGUCUGAGAGUGCCACUGUCAUUAUUAGGGGAAUUCGUGUGAAGACAACCCCAGAGAGUGUGGUGAAAGCUCUUCGGCCCUAUGUGCAGCUGUCAGUUCGCAAUGUACGAAUCAUGAAAAACUGCAAGCAUGACUACCGGGGGUUUGGCUUCAUUGACCUAAAAAAUCACAAGGAAGCAAUCCGUCUCACUGUGUUAAUGCGAGAGCUGAAACCUCCACUCACAAUUGGUGGAAAACCCAUCUCUGUGGACAUUGCUGUUGGAGAGAGGAAGAAUGAACAAAGAAAGCUUCAGAAGAACAGAAAACGCAAAUUGCGGAGAAGAUCUUAUGCGACUGUGGAUCGUGGUCCUAGUUAUGUCUAUGACCCCAAAACUGGCAUGUAUGUGGACCCCCUUACCAACGCAUAUUACAGUGACAACAAAGCGCAGCGUAAAAAAGAUGAUACUAGUUAUCAAGUUCCAGGCAGUGAGAGGAAGGAGCCAUCGAGCCAACCAAGAAGAGGCUUUACUGAGGACAAGGAUUCAGAAGAGGAUCAGUUUAAGAGACCAUUACCCCCUUCUGUGACAAAAAAGGAGGAGACCCCUCCAGAGCCUAAAGAUAACCCGCUGAUUAAGCUGCUUGGAGAAUAUGGAGAAGACAGUGAUGAGGAAGAAGAGGAGGAGCAGCUUUUACCCCCAAUAAAGAAAAAGCCUGCUCCCCCUCCACCUCCAGUCAUCGCUCCAAAGCCUUCCCUUAAGCCUUCCCCUAAACCCACUGUACCCACAUCCAGCACCUUUGGCACCCAUGAAGAAAAUUUGACAGAUUGGAAGAAAAUGAUUUGCCUGUUGUGUCGACGGCAGUUCACCAGUAAGGACAUAUUGAUCAGGCAUCAGAAGUUAUCAGAUCUGCACAAGCAAAAUCUUGCCAUCCAGGAGAAGAUCAAAAAGUCCCGGAAGGAGCUGACAUACCUGCAGCAGAAGGAGCAUGAGGAAAAUCAGUCCAUACAGAGGAGGUUGCAGCAGGCCAGAAAAGAACUGGAGAUGCUGGAGCGAGAGGAGGAAUGCGCGCAGCAGGAAAGGAAAGGUCUGGACUCUGAUGUCCGAGGUCCUGGAAAAAAGAAAUCAAAAGGUUCAGAUACCUGCAGUGAACAUAAACCUAAAGUAAAGAGUGUCUGUGGCCAGAGACCAGCAGGAGAAUCUUAUCGGGAGAACAUGAAAAGGCUGAUCCUAGAGCGGUAUAAGGAGUUGGAAUGAGCCCCUCCCUUGUCAACGCAUCUGUGUUCUCUAUGUACUGCUGCUAUUUGUGUUUUUAUAAUAAAACGUAAUAAAACCUUAAAAAAAAUAUUGACUCCAAACAGAGACAUAUGGUUGGGAGGGUUUGUCUUAUUUAGUAUGUUUCAAUCAGGACUAGGCCAUCUCACACAGCCUAGGACUCCAAAAAAAAAAAAAAAUUAUAAUAAUAAUAAUAAUAAUAAUUAACCCCCCUUAAGGACCAAGCCCAUUUUGACCUUAAGGACCAGGCCAGUUUUAUUUUAGCAUUUUUGUUUUUUCCUCGUCUUCUAAAAAUCGUAACUUUUACAUUUUCAUCCACAGACUAGUAUGAGGGCUUGUUUUUUGCACGACUAGUUGUCCUGUGUAGUGACCUCUCAUUUUACCAUAAAAUGUAUGGCCCAACCAAAAAAAUACUAUUUGUGUGGGGAAAUUAAAAAGAAAACCGGAAUUUUGUAAAUUUGGGAAGGUUUCGUUUUCACGCCGUACAAUUUACGGUAAAAAUGACGUGUUCUUUAUUCUGUGGGUCAAAACGAUUAAAAUGAUACCCAUGAUUAUAUACUUUUCUAUUAUUGUUGCGC